UUUAACUUCCAGAAGAAUCCUAUAGUGACCGUUAAGCAGGGAAAAUUGAGAGGGGAAAGUGACCUUUUAUUCAAUGGCGCAAGAUAUUACAGCUUCAAAGGUAUCCCGUAUGCAGCUCCACCGAUUGGGAAUUUACGAUUCAAGGCACCACAGCCCCCUCUGCCAUGGAAGGGCAUUCGAGAUGCAACGAAAUUUGGUUCAGUUUGCACUCAACUCAAUCAAACAAAAGUAGGUGAAGAGGACUGUUUGUUUUUAAACGUAUACACCAGGUCUAUGAAUAAAAAUGCAAAAACUCCAGUCAUACUCUACAUCUUCGGGGGAGGGUUUUCUUACGGGUCAGGAAGUGUGUAUUACGGAGACUUUUUAUUGCAACACGAUGUUUUAUUAGUGACGGUGAAUUACAGACUUGAAAUGCUCGGUUUCCUGUCUUUGGACAUACCAGAAGCACCUGGCAACGCUGGCAUGAAAGACCAGGUCGCUGCGUUACGCUGGAUAAGGGAUAACAUAAUAAAUUUUGGGGGGGAUCCCGAUAAUGUGACAAUUUUUGGGGACAGUGCCGCUGCAGGAUCUGUUACCUUCCACAUGGUGUCUCCGAUGUCCAGGGGACUUUUCCAUAGAGCAAUAUGUCAAAGUGGAUCUUUUUUCAAUGAUUGGGCCUUAGCAGCCGGUAAAAUUAAAAGAGCUUUUAGAGUUGGAAAAAUCCUGGGGAAAGAAACAAAUGACAUAUAUGAAUUGUAUCAAUACUUUAUGUCCUUAGAUAAGUAUAAGCUAACGAAUGUUACUUUGUCUUCUAUGACAUAUGAUGAAAUAUAUCGGGGUCCCCCAGGACAGUUUAUACCAGUGAUCGAAAAAGAAUUCCCAGACGUAGAGGCAUUCCUAACCGAACAUCCGAUUACAAUUUUACAAAAAGGGAAUGUCGCGAAGGUGCCUUUAAUAAUCGGUUACAACAAUGGGGAAGGACUGUUAUAUCUUAACCGAUACCUCGAAAGCCUGGCUGUUUACAGCAAGGAACCUUCAUAUUUCGUGGGCAGAUAUGUAGCGAACCAGGUAUCACCAGAGAAAUUAGAAGAAUUCGGCAAAAGAAUAGUGAGAUUUUAUGCUGGUAAUAAAACAUUAACGAAGGAAGAUGUCAACGCCCUCACGAAAAUAAUCGGGGACACAACUUAUAAUUACAAUAUUCACAGAUUCAUCAAUAGCUAUGCCAAUUUCAGCCAUCCAAUAUACAUGUACAAAUUCCACUUGGAUACCGAGCUGAAUGUAGCUAAAGUUAUGUUUGGCGUCGGUCAUCUCAAGGGAGCGAGUCAUGGAGACGAGCUGUGGUACCUGUUCAAGAACUUCCAGAACGAUUACCUAUAUGAGAAAUAUUUAAGGUUGAGGGCAAUUAUAUACAGGGUGUCUAAAUUGUGGACAGACUUUGCAAAAACGGGCGAACCAAUAUCCAGAAAUAGUGAUGAAGAAUAUUGGAAGCCUUUUACAAUAAAAAAUAAAGAAUAUUACAAUAUAGACGACACAUUCUCUAUGGGUUACUACGCUGACAAAGAGAGGGUUGAGUUUUGGGAUGAAAUAUACGAAGAAGCUGGGUUGCCACAUAUAAAAUCAAUAAAUGUUGAAUCAGAUGACACAAACUUAGUAUAAAUACAAGUAAAAAAAUCAUAUCCAGUUUAUAAAUGUGUAUAAUUGUUAUCACAAGUCCCCUUAUUUUUUAAAUAAACCUUAUUUAAAUUGAAAUUAUGUGUCUAUAAAUUUCUUAUCAAU
Molecule: messenger RNA, 1755 nt
Organism: Danaus plexippus (monarch butterfly)
Lineage: Eukaryota; Metazoa; Arthropoda; Insecta; Lepidoptera; Nymphalidae
Product: esterase E4-like
Exons: 3
Source: RefSeq, a predicted model, not a curated record